AUGCAGUUCCUCUGGGGCUUUGGGCUCACACCGGCUGGGGCCUCCCUCUGCUCUUUCCUGUCCUCCCCCAGGGAAGAGGUGGCUUGCUCUGGCCUGGUGUGGGAGUCCGGACCUCAGCUCCAGUGCCGCUGCUAUAGGUCCUGCCCCGUGGCCUUCACUGACCUCCUGCUGCAGGUCGGGGGAGUCGGCCGCUUCCAGCAGAUCCAGAUUGUUCUGCUGACCCUGCUCAUGACCUUCAUGCAUAACACCCUGCAGAACCUCACGGCCGCCAUCCCCACCCACCACUGCCGCCCACCUGCCGACACCAACUUCAGCAUGGAGGCCUGGCUGCCCGGGACGGCCAGGGCGGCCGCAUCCUGUCUCCGCUUCACGUCCCCCCAGCGGGGACCGCCCUUUCCCAGUGGCACAGGGACCAACGGCACGGGGACCGCAGAGCCCUGCACCAAUGGCUGGAUCUCUGACCCCGGCACCUUCCCUUCCACCAUCGUGGCUGAGCUGAGGACCCCUGGAUCCCCUAACCCCCACGUCCAACCCUGUGACCCCAUCUUACCAUCCCCACACACAGACAUAGACGGUGUGAACCUGACCGGAGUGCGUCUGACUGUGGGAGGACCCUGGAAGAGACAGUUACUGCUGCUGGAGAUUGAUAUGGAAUGCUUACCUCUCAGAUUUAGGGCCCACCACCAACCAGGACGUUUCUGUGUAUCUUCAUUCAAGUUCUUAAAAAAGGCUCUGAUUGGCUCAGCGCGGCACACUGAUGCACAACUGUCAUUCAACGCAAGCUCAUCUGAGCAUGAAGAGUUCUUCAUCGAGUCUGCCCUCUGGUACUGCUCCUUGGGGAAACUGGACAUCACCCUGAAGGCCCUGCAGAGAGUGGCCCAGAUCGACAGGAAGCAGAGAGAAGGUGCCAAACUGAGUGUGGAGAUGCUCCAGAUGAGUCUGCAGAGGGGCCUGACCAUGGGCCAAGCCCAGCCUUUGAUGCUGCAACUGCUGCACAUGCCAGCUGUCCAGAAGCUCUUCUUCUGUCUCCUGCCACUAUGGCAGAGAGAUCUGAGCAUGAUGGCCGCCUUGGCCAACACAGGCAGCAUCCUGAGCCCGCUGGUGAGCACGACCUCAGAGGUUUACCCUUCCCUGCUUCUCUGCAUCUCUGGAGCAGCCCUUGUGGCUGCCUGUCCCAUCACUGUCCUCCUGCCGGAGACUCUGGGGCAGCCACUGCCCAACACAGUGCAGGACCUGGAGAGAAGGUGGAAAGAGAAACCCGGGCAGAAGCAGCAGGAGCAGCAGAUGGUCCCCCUCCAGCCUCCCGAGGACUGAGAAGGGGCAAAGCACGGACGGAGCCCCUGCAUCUCCUGCAGGUCCACACCCAGAGGAGGGGGAGAGGAACAGCAGCCAGGGGAGGACGGGAGGGACCCCUGCUUGACCUGUAAUUCCAGAGGACACUUCCCCUGGGCCUCCGCUCCUAGCCAGACCCACCCUCCCAUUUCACUGAAAGUAGCUACACACAACUUCUCCCAUUCUUUCCACCGUGGCCACUCCACAUCUGCUAACCCUUGGAGCAAAAAUUCACAUGGCAGAGUUCCCACUGCGUUGCAAUGGGAUUGGUGGCGUCUCUGCACACCAGGAUGCAGGUUCGAUCCCCAGCC
This is a messenger RNA of Sus scrofa (pig), 1643 nucleotides long. The record is from RefSeq and is a predicted model, not a curated record. Lineage: Eukaryota; Metazoa; Chordata; Mammalia; Artiodactyla; Suidae.